Uncinocarpus reesii 1704 is the source of this 1305-nucleotide messenger RNA. RefSeq lists its product as uncharacterized. Bases 1 to 1305 code for a protein of 434 amino acids. Gene Ontology annotation, cellular component: Nem1-Spo7 phosphatase complex. NCBI's taxonomy places the organism in Eukaryota, Fungi, Ascomycota, Eurotiomycetes, Onygenales, Onygenaceae. The transcript has a single exon. The record is from RefSeq and is a predicted model, not a curated record. Gene Ontology annotation, biological process: nuclear envelope organization. Gene Ontology annotation, molecular function: phosphoprotein phosphatase activity; protein phosphatase regulator activity.
AUGUCUCGCCUUGACCAGAUCGUCAAGGGCGCUCCCGCUCCUACUGCGCCUACUCCCGACUCUCUCUCCCGGACGCCCUCGCCGCAUCUCCCCUUCUCCGCAGACGAGCCUGAUUCAAAGCCAGCGGUAGCAUCCGCAACUCCAGACCCGCUCUCCACUCUCCCCUCCUCUCCGCCGCAAAUAUACCUGAACCUCCUCAUUCUCGAGAGCUCUUUGCGCUCGCAGUACCUGGCGCUGCGUGUCCGGAGAAGGCAAAACACAUUUUUUAUCCUGCUACUCGCCCUGUGGGUUACAUACUUCGCAUACGCGCUCUUCUUGCGGCCGCGGGAGGAUGGGGGCGUGGGCGGCUCUGUUUACUGGAUUGUAGAGAUGGGUGAAAAAAUAGCUUUGAUGGGCGGUGUCGUGACUGGAAUUCUGGUCUGGGGAACAGGACAGUGGGAAAGGGGAGUUCGCUGGCCGCGCCGGUGGCUGGGAGUUGCGAAUCGAGGCCUACGGGGCUUCAAUGCGAAGAUAGUGGUGAUUCGGGGCCCGUGGUGGAAGGAGUUUCUCUCCUACAUCUCGUUUGUCUUUCCCUUCUCCGACCUCUUUGCGCCAGGCCCUUCGUUCCACUACGUCGAGCGUCGGCAUGCUGAAGGCCAUGAACGCCAGAGACGUCCUACGUUGACUGGUCGCCACACUUACGAGGAUGAUAGCGAUACUGGAAUCGAAGAAGACAUCUCCCCAGGUGGAGAUUACAUAAAACUACUCUUACUACCCAAAUCCUUUUCCCCUGCCUUCCGCGAGAAUUGGGACGAAUACCGCACCGAAUACUGGGAGCGCGAAAAUGAACGCCGCGCGCGUCUUCGCGAGAAGAUAAAACACCGUGAGCGCCAAUUAGCAAAGCAAGAAGCCGGUUGGUUCCGAUGGGGCCCCUGGCAAAGCUGGAGGCGGAAAAGAAACACCGCAAAGCCUGGCCGUGAGCUGGAAAGGCCUCGCCAUCUCCAUCAUAGUCAUCGACACGCGCAUUCGCGACAUUCCAUAGAUCGUGACCUGAAACCCCGUCGGCCGAACGAUUCGCAUUCAAGAACCUCCUCACGCAGCACGACGCCAAAUCCGUUGUCGGAUGCGGAUGAUAAACUUGCGAAUUCGGAUCGUGAGCGGACGCGGCGUCGCCGUAGCAGUAGUAGCACGGCUACGUCUGGGACCGAACGAAGUCGGAAGAGUAAGUCGCCUUUAUCCGGGGGAACUGGAGGUCGGGCCUUAUCGCCAUUGACACAGAUCGAGUCGCAAGAAGGGGAUGAAAAUGCCGCCAGUAGUGGACUUUGA